Molecule: messenger RNA, 720 nt
Organism: Passer montanus (Eurasian tree sparrow)
Lineage: Eukaryota; Metazoa; Chordata; Aves; Passeriformes; Passeridae
Product: acrosin-like
Exons: 4
Coding region: 1-720 (239 amino acids)
Biological process (GO): acrosome reaction; proteolysis
Molecular function (GO): serine-type endopeptidase activity
Source: RefSeq, a predicted model, not a curated record
AUGAAGCAGCACGGAAAUCACUUUCUGCUUGCAGAUGGACUUGUGGCCUCCGACCCAUGUGGGCUCCGAGUUCCGCCACCUGUCAACAGCCCCAUGACUUAUUCCUACGGUGACGCGGCUUAUGACUACGGCAUGACACGCAUCGUGGGUGGUAUGGGAGCUGCGGUAGCAGAAUGGCCCUGGAUCGUCAGCAUCCAGCACCCCUGGGUACCAGGCCUGGGACAUUGGUGUGGAGGGUCACUCAUCACGGCAGAUUGGGUCCUCACAGCAGCCCACUGCUUCGACAAGUUUGAUAACAUCAGCCUGCUGUACGUGUUGAUUGGGGCCACCCAGUUAAGUCAGCCGGGCCCUGGGGCACAAGUGCGCAGUGUCAAGAAGGUGGUCGUACACGGCAACUACAAGCGUAGUGACUACAGCUACGAUAUUGCCCUGAUGCAAUUGGACCGUCCUGUCCUGUGCAGCUCCUACAUCCAGCUGGCCUGCCUGGCUGACCCCACCCUAAGAGUCUCAGAGCUGCAAAACUGCUGGAUUGCUGGCUGGGGUGCCACUACUGCAAGAAGUCUAGAGUCAGCUGAUCACCUUCAGCAGGCCAAGGUCCAGCUCAUCAAUGUCCAGCUCUGCAACAGCAGUGACUGGUAUGAUGGAGAAGUCCACCCGUACAACUUGUGUGCUGGUUACCCACAGGGUAACAUCGACUCCUGCAAGGUGAAGGCAAGAUGA